AUGAUGUCUGGAAUCAAGCGGACAAUCAAAGAAACCGACCCUGAUUAUGAGGAUGUAUCUGUGGCCCUUCCAAAUAAGCGGCAUAAAGCAAUUGAGAAUUCAGCUCGAGAUGCUGCUGUGCAGAAGAUUGAGACUAUUAUUAAGGAACAAUUUGCACUUGAAAUGAAGAAUAAGGAACACGAAAUUGAAGUCAUCGACCAGCGAUUGAUUGAGGCAAGAAGGAUGAUGGAUAAACUUCGUGCCUGCAUUGUUGCCAACUACUAUGCUUCUGCAGGCCUUCUAAAAGUUUCUGAGGGAUCAAAAACAUGUGAUACAAUGGUUUUUAAUCAUCCUGCUAUCAAGAAAUUUUUGGAAUCACCAUCUAGGUCAUCCUCUCCUGCCAAUCAGAGAUCAGAAACACCAUCAGCCAAUCAUUCAGAAAGUGAUUCUUUAUCUCAACACAAUGACUUCUUAUCUGACAAAGACAAUAACAGCAAUAUGGAUAUAGAGGAAAGACUCUCAAACAACAUGGAACAGAGACCAAGUCGAAAUACUGGAAGGGACAUUGCUAGUAUUACUGGCUCUCAUAAAACAGAGCAGCGGAAUGCUGAUCUUACAGGAGAUGAGACUUCACGUCUUUUUGUAAAGAAAACAAUAGUAGUGGGCAAUGUGUCCAAGUACAUACCUCCUGAUAAGAGAGAAGAAAAUGACCAGUCAACCCACAAGUGGAUGGUAUAUGUCCGAGGGUCUCGUAGAGAACCCAGCAUUAAUCAUUUUGUCAAGAAAGUUUGGUUCUUUCUUCAUCCCAGCUAUAAACCAAAUGACCUUGUGGAAGUUAGAGAGCCUCCUUUUCACCUCACCAGAAGAGGCUGGGGCGAGUUUCCUGUCAGAGUUCAAGUUCACUUUAAAGACAGCCAGAACAAACGGAUAGAUAUCAUACAUAAUCUGAAGCUGGAUAGAACUUACACUGGCCUGCAGACUCUUGGAGCGGAGACGGUAGUGGAUGUUGAGCUCCACCGACAUUCUCUUGGAGAAGACUCCAUUUAUCCUCAGUCUUCCGAGUCAGACAUCUCUGAUGCCCCACCAUCUUUGCCUUUGACCAUUCCAGCCCCAGUGAAAGCUUCCUCACCGAUAAAGCAGUCACAUGAGCCAGUACCUGAUACUUGUGUGGAGAAAGGAUUCCCAGCCAACACUGAAGCUGAGAGACACACUACAUUUUAUUCUUUGCCGUCUUCAUUGGAACGGACGCCCACCAAAAUGACAACAUCCCAGAAAGUUACCUUUUGUUCUCAUGGCAAUUCAGCUUUUCAGCCAAUAGCGUCAAGCUGCAAAAUUGUGCCACAAAGUCAGAUGCCUAAUCCUGAGUCACCUGGAAAGUCCUUCCAACCCAUCACCAUGAGCUGCAAGAUUGUUUCAGGUUCCCCCAUAUCAACUCCAAGUCCAUCACCGCUGCCUCGAACCCCAACUUCCACUCCAGUCCAUGUGAAGCAAGGCACUGCCAGCUCUGUCAUUAAUAAUCCCUAUGUUAUCCUGGACAAGCCAGGACAGGUUAUUGGAGCCACUACUCCGACUGCAGGAAGUCCUACAAACAAGCUCUCUACUGCUUCUCAGGCCUCCCAAGGAACAGGUUCCCCUAUUCCUAAAAUUCAUGGAAGCAGUUUUGUAACAUCUACUGUCAAGCAGGAGGAUUCUUUGUUUGCAUCUAUGCCACCUCUUUGUCCAAUUGGGAGUCACCCUAAGGUUCAGAGUCCCAAGCCUAUCACUGGAGGACUUGGAGCUUUCACAAAAGUAAUCAUCAAACAGGAACCUGGUGAAGCCUCUCAUGUGCCUGCAACAGGAGCUGCCAGCCAGUCACCACUCCCUCAGUAUGUGACUGUGAAAGGGGGUCACAUGAUAGCUGUGUCCCCUCAAAAACAGGUCCUAACUGCUGGAGAAGGGACAUCCCAGUCACCAAAGAUUCAGCCCUCCAAGGUCGUUGGGGUGCCAGUUGGGUCCACUUUACCUUCAGCAGUGAAACAGGCUGUAGCAAUCAGUGGCGGCCAAAUCCUUGUAGCCAAGGCCAGCUCUUCUGUUGCCAAAGCUGUUGGUCCAAAGCAAGUUGUGACCCAAGGAGUUGCCAAAGCAAUUGUGAGCGGAGGUGGAGGCACCAUUGUUGCUCAGCCGGUGCAAGCCUUAACCAAGGCUCAGGUCACUGCCGCCGGCCCUCAGAAGAGUGGAUCCCAGGGUUCAGACCUCCAGUCUGGCUCAGCUGCGGGCAGUGGUAGUGGCGGAGGCAGCGGUGGCAGCGGCGGUGGCAGCGGAGGUGGAGGAGGAGGAACAGGAGGAACUCAGAGCCCUGCAGGCCCUGGAGGGAUAUCCCAGCACCUGACUUACACAUCUUACAUCCUAAAGCAAACGCCUCAGGGCACAUUUUUAGUUGGUCAGCCAUCACCCCAGACAUCUGGAAAACAGCUGACUACUGGGUCAGUGGUCCAAGGAACGCUGGGAGUCAGCACAUCUUCUGCACAAGGGCAACAAACAUUAAAAGUCAUCUCUGGACAAAAAACCACUUUGUUUACCCAGGCAGCCCCUGGGGGACAGGCAUCACUAAUGAAAAUAUCUGAUAGCACACUGAAGUCUGUACCAGCCACUUCACAACUCUCAAAGCCUGGAACCACAAUGCUGAGAGUGGCAGGAGGGGUUAUCACAACUGCCACUUCCCCAGCUGUGACCCUCUCAGCAAACGGUCCUGCACAGCCGUCAGAAGGAGCAGCUCCCAGUUCAUCAUCUGCUGUAGGCCCUGUAAUAAAAACUUCUGGGCAGCAGCCAGUGUGUGUGAGCCAGGCCCCCGUGGGAACCUGCAAGCCUGCUGCUCCCUCUGUUAUCAGUGCCACGUCCCUGGUGCCCACACCAAACACAAUCUCUGGAAAAGCCACCGUAUCAGGAUUGCUAAAGAUUCACUCCAGCCAAUCCAAUCCCCAGCAGGCUGUCCUGACGAUCCCCAGCCAGCUCAAGCCACUCAGUGUAAAUACGUCUGGAGGUGUACAGACUAUACUGAUGCCUGUGAAUAAAGUGGUUCAGUCAUUUUCUGCCAACAAAUCACCUGCCAUUCUGCCUGUAGCUGCCCCAAACCCAGUUGUCCCCAGCUCUGCUCCAGCAGCUGUUACAAAAGUAAAGACUGAACCAGAAACGCCUGGGCCAGGCUGCCUCUCUCAGGAGGGUCAGACACCAGUGAAAACAGAAGAAAGUUCUGAACUGGGAAACUAUGUCAUUAAGAUAGACCAUUUAGAGACUAUCCAGCAACUCUUAACAGCAGUGGUAAAGAAGAUUCCCUUAAUCACUGCAAAAAGUGAAGAUGCCAGCUGUUUUUCUGCGAAGUCUGUGGAGCAGUAUUAUGGCUGGAACAUUGGAAAAAGGAGAGCUGCUGAGUGGCAAAGAGCAAUGACAAUGCGAAAAGUCUUACAAGAAAUACUGGAGAAGAAUCCAAGAUUUCACCACCUGACUCCCCUUAAAACCAAGCACAUUGCUCACUGGUGUCGCUGCCAUGGCUACACCCCACCUGAUCCUGAGACACUGAGGAGCGACGGGGACUCUAUUGAGGAUGUGCUGACCCAAAUCGACAGUGAGCCAGAGUGCCCAUCAUCAUUCUCCUCUGCGGACAGCCUCUGCCGGAAACUGGAGGACCUACAGCAGUUCCAGAAAAGAGAGCCAGAGAAUGAAGAGGAGGUGGAUAUCCUCAGCCUCCCAGAGCCAUUAAAGAUCAACGUCAAAAAAGAACAGGAAGAGAAGCAGGAAGAAAUGAAGUUGUACCUGCCACCCACACUGGGGUCUGAAUUUAUUGGUGACAUCACACAGAAGAUUGGGAUCACCCUGCAGCCCGUGGCACUUCACAAGAACGUGUAUGCGUCUGUGGUAGAGGACAUGAUUUUAAAGGCCACAGAGCAGCUGGUGAACGACAUCCUGAGACAGGCUUUGGCAGUUGGAUACCAGACAGCAUCUCACAACAGGAUUCCCAAAGAAAUCACAGUGAGCAACAUCCACCAGGCCAUUUGCAACAUUCCUUUUCUGGACUUCCUCACAAAUAAACACAUGGGGAUAUUGAAUGAAGAUCAAUGA
This is a messenger RNA of Puma concolor (puma), 4074 nucleotides long. It is a transcript of the gene YEATS2, whose product is annotated as YEATS domain containing 2. NCBI's taxonomy places the organism in Eukaryota, Metazoa, Chordata, Mammalia, Carnivora, Felidae. The record is from RefSeq and is a predicted model, not a curated record. Gene Ontology annotation, biological process: regulation of DNA-templated transcription.